This is a messenger RNA of Puntigrus tetrazona (Sumatra barb), 1022 nucleotides long. RefSeq names its product histone H1.10 (gene h1-10). Gene Ontology annotation, molecular function: structural constituent of chromatin; DNA binding. Gene Ontology annotation, biological process: nucleosome assembly. The transcript has a single exon. Lineage: Eukaryota; Metazoa; Chordata; Actinopteri; Cypriniformes; Cyprinidae. Bases 26 to 634 code for a protein of 202 amino acids. Gene Ontology annotation, cellular component: nucleosome. The record is from RefSeq and is a predicted model, not a curated record.
ACACACACACGCAUCAAGCUUGAUCAUGUCUGCUGAGGUCGAAGAGUCAACACCCACCCAAGCCCCUGCUCCUGCUCCUGCAGCAACCAAAACCAAGAAGGCAUCGGCGAAUAAGGCAAAACCUGCCGUAGCUGCUUCUCCAGCUAAAAAGAAGAAAAAGAAGAGCAAGGGGCCCGGCAAGUACAGCCAGCUCGUCAUCGACGCGAUCCGCGCCCUGGGGGAGAAAAACGGCUCGUCGCUUUUCAAGAUCUACAAUGAAGCGAAGAAAGUGAGCUGGUUUGAUCAGCAGAACGGUCGCGUGUAUCUGCGCUACUCCAUCCGCGCGCUGCUGCUCAACGACACCCUCGUGCAGGUCAAGGGACUGGGAGCCAACGGCUCGUUCAAGCUCAACAAAAAGAAAUUUGAGAAAAAGCCAAAGAAGAAGAGUGCCGCCAAGGCGACCAAGACAGAAAAACCUGCAAAGUCGGCUUCCAAAAAAGACGUGACCAAGAAAGCGACUCCAAAGAAGAGCGCCAAAAAGAGCCCCGCUAAAAAGAAGACCGCGAAGAAGACGACACCCAAACCGAAGAAAGCAGCUGCCAAAAAGCCAAAAGUUGCGGCGAAGAAGGCAACCAAGGCGAAGAAAUCAAAAUAGACUUUCCUUGAAAUUGAAGAAUUUAUAUUUUUGUAUAUAGCUUAACGGCUAGAGAAGCCAGAUACGCUUUUUAUUUUUGAUAUAUUUUGAUAUUUCUGUUGACUUAUGUAUGCUGUCAUUCGGGGUUUGAAUGUACUAAGGAACGGCUUCAUAAUAGAGACACACCCACUUUAGUUUCUGCACCGCCGGGCGUCACAAUUUCCUGAAAUCAAAGUGACUUUGUUUCGUUUGCUGCGCUAAACAGGACACUCGGUACUAGCGAAAUAGACGAAGAUGAACGCUUUGCAAAUAUAAGCUAAACAGUGUUUUUUUUUAUUAUGUUUUUUUUAAAUGCUACUGAACUGCAAAAACAUGUCAAAUAAACCUGUUUAUAAAAAUGGCUGCACAA